Cryphonectria parasitica EP155 is the source of this 1740-nucleotide messenger RNA. RefSeq lists its product as uncharacterized. Gene Ontology annotation, molecular function: DNA binding; zinc ion binding. Lineage: Eukaryota; Fungi; Ascomycota; Sordariomycetes; Diaporthales; Cryphonectriaceae. Gene Ontology annotation, biological process: DNA-templated transcription. The record is from RefSeq and is a predicted model, not a curated record. The transcript has 6 exons. The annotation marks the transcript as partial.
ACCUCUGCCAGGGCGACCAAGAAGAGUGCUUUCUCGAACCCGACUCUGUCCUACACCCAGCGCCUAGAAGAACGUAUCAAGGAGCUCGAGGAUCAGCUGUCGAGGACGCAGCCCUCGUCUUCACUCCAGACGCAGCCCUCGUCUUCACUCCAGACGCAGCACACCCCUUCGGAACGCCCUGGUUUUCCACCCAACGAGGGCUCUUCCCAGCGUCAUCUAGGACGCGAAUCCAACGAGGGUCUGACAGGCACGUUCAAAGGCCUGAAGCUGGACGAGAGGGGAGUGCUCACGUACCAUGGCGCAACCAGCUUCUUUCACCUGCCCAGUGAGUACUCCGGGCCAGAGAGCGACCUGCAGACCUCGCCUUAUUCAGAAAACCCCUUGAACGGCAGGAGGGAGCGCCUUGUAAAUAAUGCAUGGCAGCAGCGUGCCCUCGAGAACUUAUCUGAUAUACCGGAACCCUUUCAGUAUCUCCUCAAUACCCACUGGUGCUGGAUCCAGCCCCUUUUUAAUUUCAUCUAUCGACCUGCUUUCACUCGCGACAUGCAGCUGCUCGGGCCAUACUAUUCUCACACCCUCCUGAAUGCCAUCCUGUCCCAUUCGGUUCGCUGGGGUCGCUGGGACAGCGUAACCCGCGAGCGUCUUGAACAUGAGUACGAUGGCGGCGCAGUAUUUGGUCGGCACGCCCGAACCAUGGUCUUUGACGAGGUCUCCCGCGGUGUUGCCACCAUUCCUACCGUGCAGACCCUCCUGCUCCUCAGCGCGCAGGAGUGUAGCCAAGGCAAUACCUCACAGGCCUGGAUGUACAGCGGCAUGGCCUUCCGGAUGAUCGAUCAUCUGGGCAUCUGUGUUGACAGCCAGAGGUAUACUGGUGAUAUUCCGUUCAGCGACGAGGAUAUCGAGAUUCGUCGCCGCCUGUUCUGGAGCUGCUAUUUCUGGGACAAGAUCAUCAGCUUGUAUCUCGGCAGAUCGCCCAGCCUGCAGCACUCGACCGUCUCUCCUCCUCAGAUGAUGCUCGAUGACUCCAACGAGAAUGAGAUGUGGGCACCCUUUGGGCUCAAGUACCCUGACGGUGUCAAGUAUCCUCCCAUCGCGGCGCACUCCACAUCAUGUUUCAUGCUCAUGUGCCAGCUGUCUGUCAUUUUCAACCAGAUCCUCGUACAUAUGUACGACCCGUUGCAGCAGAACAGCGAGGCUGAGAUACAGGAAUGCCUGGCGAGGCAGGAGGCCGCCUUGAGAGAGUGGUGGGAGGCUCUGCCUAAAUUCCUCAAGAUCGAGGCCAGCAUAUUGCCUCCUCUGUCUCCGCCUAGCCACGUUGUCACCCUCAACUGCCUGUAUCACACCUUCAACAUCCUCCUCCACCGGCCAAUGCUGUCACGAGAACGCUCUUCUGCCGAUAACAACCGGGCCAGGCACCUGCUCGAGUGUGUCUCCUCGGCCACCUCCAUCAUUGCCAUAUUUGAUCUCUUCUGCAAGUCCUUCGGCAUCUACCGCUCAGUACUGUCUCUAAGCUACAGCGUCUAUAUCGCGUCGUCCAUAUUCCUGCUGCAGGUCCAAGCAGCUGCCGGCUCUUCAGGAACCUUGACAGAAGAAGAGCAACAGCAGCAACAGCCAGCCAUUCGUAAGCUGGAUUUUUGCAUUCGAGCCCUGUCACGCCUGAGGGACAUCAACCCCAUCGUUGGCAGUGCAGUGAGCCUCAUCCUGCGCGAGCUGGCCAACCUGGGCAUUCAGACGCCUGUG